AAACAUUCUUCAAAGCAGCAAAAAUCAAAUGACAAUAUAAAUAACAAACAAAGCAAUGCUUGUGUUAAUGUUGAUAAUUCAUUGGAACAUAAAAAAGAAUCAAAUGCAAUAAUACAGUCAAUCAGUGAGAAGAAUGUGUUAACGAAAGAUACUUCAAACAGUUCUAUGCAGACAGUAAAUGAAACUAUUGCAGAUGUGCCUUAUGCAUUAAUAGAGGAAGAAAAAACAAAAAUGGAGGAAGAAUAUAAAUAUUUUUUAAUGCAACGUACAAUAUAUACAAUACGUACAUGCAAUGGACGAUGGUACUGUGAUCUGUGCGAAUUUACAUUGCGAAGCUUGAUAGCUAUGACUUGUCACUUACAAGAAGUUCAUCCAGAUAAUAACUUACAAAUAUCAGACACAAAUUGCACAGAAUUAUUAAAUCAUGAAAUGCAGGAUGCAAUGCAGGAUGCAAUGCAGGAUGCAAUACAGGAUGCAAUGCAUGAUUAUUUUUGCAUACCUUGCAAGUGUUCUUUCCCUUCUGUAAAUCAUUUUUAUGAGCAUUCAGUUGGAAAGAAACAUAAAUACAUGACUCAAUGUAACAAAAAACACGAAGAUGGUAAUGUUGUACUACAAAAACCUGCAACUAAACUAAAUUUAAAUAAUAAUACAAUUAACAAUCAAAUUAUAUCUGUUGAUGUACAAAAUGAAAGUGAUUUAAUUAGAAAUCUUCCAAGUAGUUUCAAAGCAGAAGAGAAAAGUACAAUUUUAUUAAAGUCUUACAAUAAAGAUAGUAUUAAUGAGGAUCUGCAAAGGGAAAGCUUAUCAUACAAAAUCAACAGCGUAAUUAACCAUUUAUUUGACAAGUUAAGUCAUUUGAAGCAUUUUGAAAAUAUUCUUCUCACAUAUAUGCCUAUACAAAAUGUAUUUACAUCGAGAGAGCUUAUCGUAAAUAAAAAUGAAUAUGAAGUAAAAUCUCCAAUUUCUAAAAAAAAUGUAUCAAUUGAUAACGAAUUAUUGACAGAAUGUAAUAUUGACAAAAUACAAGGAAAUACAGGACAAUAUGGCAAUCGUAACUUAAUAACUGAUAUGAAUUCCAAUAAUACAAAUAAUAGAAUGAAUCAAAAUGAAGAAAAUAAUUUUGGCUCUUUAAUAUCUCUCAAUGUAUUUACGGAAAUUAAUACAUUAAUAAACAAAGAUUAUGAAUCAAAUCGGUUGUCUACAAAGUUAAAGAAGAGCACUGUAGAUCAUUAUAAUAAAAUGUAUUGCAAAGAUUUUCUCGAUUUUGAAGAAAUCAUGUUUGUCUGUAACUAUAAAAAACUGGAGAGAAUUAAAUCAAAUUUGCAGUUUUUCUUUCCAUUGUCUGACAAAAUACUUUGUCUUAUAUGUGAAAAUCUGCAAUUACACAAUGUACAGGCAAUAUACGAACAUAUAAAUUCUGAAAAACACAUUAUAAAAUUUAACAUGUUACAUGAGAAUGAAGAACAUUUGGAACUGUUAAAGCAGCUAGUGAAAAUACAACCUGCAUAUACAAAAUGUUUUGCUUGUGAUAUACAUACAUUUCAGAGUAGAAAAACUAACAUAGAUUUUAAGAAUCAUAUAAAUACGUCUUCGCACAAGAACAAUUGUAACCAAUUACGUAAUCAGAUUGAGUUAAUAUUGAAAGAAUUCCAAAAUUUAUGGUAUAGUAUCCAAUACUUUGCUUGCGUUGAUUGCAACAAAAAAUUCAGAAUAAAAAUAAAAUUCAUGGAACAUCUUAAUGACAAGCACAAGGAAGUCAUAAGAAACGAGACUAAUUCGAAGUUUGAUUUUUGCUUAACAUGUGCGACUUUAUGGUACAAAACAAGUGAUAUCAAAGACAUUCAUAUAAAUUAUGAACAACACUGUCAGUUACAAAUGCAUCAAUAUCUAAAGAAAAGUAAUGAUUUCGCAAUUACACCGCUGCCGCAGACUUUGCAAAAAUUGUUGAGAAAUGUUAACGAAAUUUCUGCUAAUCUAUUUCAAUUGUCAAAGAAAGUAUUAAAUGAUCCAAAAGUGACUCAACUUACGGAUGCUUUAAAACACAUCGUUGGAACGUGUCAGCUCCCUGUAGAAGUGUUCAUGUUUGGUUCAAGAGUCACUGGUUUAGCAUUAACAAACAGCGACAUCGACAUAUAUCUUAAUUUCGGUGACGAAUGUAUCGACCCUCAAUCGAUUAAAAGAAGAAGUAAGCAGAUUCAAGAUUGUUUACAUACUGACCAUGAAAAUUGGGAUAUAGAAUUAACUUUGGACAGGAGCAGGACUCCUAUAAUAAAAGUAAAGCACAGAUCAACAGGAUUGCAGUGCGAUAUCUCGUUUACGAAAGGUCUGUCAGUGGAAAAUUCCAAGCUUAUUAGAGCUUUCAAUACUGCAUAUCCACCGUGUCAAAAAUUGACACUGUUUUUGAAAAAGUGGCUCUCGCUGGCGGGUUUGAGUGGUCCUGAUGGAAUAACAAAUUAUGCUCUUGUCUGGCUAGUCAUCUUUUACUUGCAAGUCAAAUUAAAAAUUCCGAGUAUUGUUGACUUAAUCAAAAGCCAUAAUCAGUCGAAAAUCAUCUCUGGUUGGGAAACUGGAGUUAGUGAUACUAUUCUUAUCAAUGUAUCACAACAACUAAUACAUGAAUUGUUGUUAGGAUUUUUCGAAUAUUACGGAGGUUUCGAUUACAUGCAUCUCAUUGUAUGUCCAUUAUUAGGCGAGACGUGCCAAAAGAAAGCUUUUGCUGAAGUAUCGAUUUUACCUAAUUCUAUGGCACUUUACAUUGCGCAAUUGCGAGGUGACAACCCAGAAUAUUUUCGUAUUGAUUCACCUAUGUGUGUGCAAGAUCCAUAUGAUCUUUCACAUAAUUUAACAAAGGCUGUGUCAAUUUUAAUGCUUAAACGUUUUAAACACUAUUGCAAUGAAAGUUUAUUAGUAUUACGUAGCGUUAUUGCUAAAUUGUAA
Molecule: messenger RNA, 2937 nt
Organism: Atta colombica
Lineage: Eukaryota; Metazoa; Arthropoda; Insecta; Hymenoptera; Formicidae
Exons: 5
Biological process (GO): mitochondrial mRNA polyadenylation; mRNA 3'-end processing
Molecular function (GO): poly(A) RNA polymerase activity
Source: RefSeq, a predicted model, not a curated record